UUGACACUAUCGACAAUUUUUUUUUUAAGCAACAACGAAGCGACUGUUCUGUAAACUGCGGCCAUUUCUUAUGCCGACGGUUUUAGUAUAGUUUUAGUUGUUUGUGAGAUAAAGAAUUUUCUGUUUUGUAAACGGGACAAAUUCGGAACUCUCUUGACUGGCUUGCUCGGCAGUUGUAUAUUUUCAGGAUGGACCCAACAAGUCGAUACCAAGUGCUGCAUAACGAGGAUGACUCCUCUGAGGCCUCCGGCAGUGAGCAGCAGCCCUGUGCCACCCCCCAGGCUGGACCGUCGCAGGGCCAAAGCCAGACACAGAGCAGCGUGCUACCUGCCCCUCCACCAGCAGAAGCUGGGGGGGCAGAUGCACCUCCGCCCCCUUAUGCCCAUAUUGACCUGGGUGCAACUGCCGCGGUGCAAGAGACGAGUUUCCAAAGUGACUUCCCAGUGCCACCACCUUAUAGUGUGGCCACUUCGUUGCCCACAUAUGAUGAGGCGGAAAAAGCAAAAGCCGCCGCCUUGGCUGCUUCCACUGUGGAGGUGAUUUCACGGGAGGAUGAAUUUCUUCCCAGAGAUGAUUUCAACGAUGCUGACCAGCUGCGAGUUGGGAAUGAUGGAAUCUUCAUGCUGGCCUUUUUUAUGGCCUUCUUGUUUAACUGGAUUGGCUUCUGUUUGUCCUUCUGUUUGACCAACACCAUUGCAGGGCGCUACGGCGCCAUCUGUGGCUUUGGCCUCUCCCUCAUCAAGUGGAUUCUCAUUGUCAGGUUCUCUGACUACUUCACUGGUUACUUCAAUGGUCAGUACUGGCUGUGGUGGAUCUUCCUGCUGCUCGGUCUCUUGCUGUUCUUCAGGGGUUUUGUCAACUACCUAAAGGUCCGCAAUAUGACUGAGAACAUGGCCUCCUCACACAGAACACGCCUCUUCUUCCUGUAUUAACAAGGGUUCCGCCCCAUCGCCAUUCCCUUCCAUUGAGAAAUCCUACAACCACCACCCACCCCCACCCUCGAAUGACCUGCCAGGCCAUUGUUGCAGUGAAGAGGAAGAAGGGCAGUAAAGUAAAUGUACAGAGGCAGGUACAGUUGAAAUGCAUAGCAAAUAGAUGUAGAUUGUAGUUGUGCCGGCCAGCCAAUGAACUAUUCUGAUCAAGUCUUACUCCAUCCAGGAUGUAGCACUGUCACUUGCAGUGGCACUGCCUACAUCCUUAACAUCUUAGUCACUUUCACGUCGGUCAAUUUUGGGCUAUUCAUAAAUGUGCAUGUAGGAGCAGGUUACAUAUCCCGUGGUGGUUUACCAUGGAAGACUGAACAUUAAUCAGAUUUUUGGCAUCAGACAGUUGAAUUUGACCCGAGUCCUUUUGAUCUUAGGUGAACAAAAUAGCAUUUUAGCAUGUAAUGGUUAACAGGAUGAAUUUCAGGAUUUUAUUCCUGCCCUAUGCAGCACCAGCCAGGCAAUUAAACUGGAGGAGGGCUACUCUCACUGCUGUCAUUUCUGACACGAAUAAAAAGAAAAAAGAUCUGACCAUCAGCUCUGGUCGUGGGUGUUCUCACGGGUGAUCAUCAAGCAUUGAGGGGAAAAAAAUGAAACUAAAAAGCUUCUGAGCCAUAUUGUGCUUCAGGAGUACUUGUUAGACAUGGCCAGAAAGCAAGAAAGUUUUACAAGUCCUAUGCAAUUUAGUUACCUACAAUAAUAGUUGUGGAUUAUGAAGUUAUGGUCAUGAUUGAUGCGGAAGGUUGGCAAUACAACUAAAAAUUUCACUGGCCAUGCAUUUAACACGGAUAUUGCUCUGUAGUAUUAUUACUAUAAAUGUCUGUCCUUUCUUUUCAAGGAAGUUUUUGUGGCAAUGGGAACAAACCAAAUGACAUGAACACCUACUAUUUGCUAGUUUGUACUUUAAAAAAAAAAAAAAAAAAAAGAGAAAAAAAAAUCUGAUGCCAUUGCUCAGUGUGUUGAGAGCAAGUGAUGAGCUGAGCCUGUCUGGACAAAGUCAACAUCAACCUGAAAAUCAAAUGUAAAUACCAGCUUAAUACCAAUUCAUAUUUGCACUUUGAAUUUCUGUACAGUGUAAUUUGAGUCUGCUUAAAUUGAUGUGGUGGUGGAGCAGUUGAAAAAUUAGAACUGCUUUCCAUGUUUUUCAACUUGAAUUCUUAAUUAUGUGAAAUACUGCUGUUUUGUUUUUUCCAUUUUCUUUUGCACUUUUUACUUUUCACACAGAUUCUUUUCUCUUUCUUUUCUCAUCUGAACUGUGACUCUUUAAGUAUUGCCAAACUUAUAAUCGCCUUUUUCCGCCCUCAGCCUUUUUCAGCGAUAUCCAAAUUUGCUGCAUGAUUUAUGUGCUUGAAUGAUUAGCAGGGAUAUCAGGAGUCCACCGUUUAUUUACAAAGCCAUGAACCAGUACAAAGAACAAAUGAAAUUAAAUAGCACUCAUUUUGUUGUUGCUUUAGCAAAUAUAACUUGUCAUUUAUUGUAACUGGAAUUAAUUGAUGUAUUGGAAAAUGCCAAUAAAGUUUGAAAACAAA
This is a messenger RNA of Hippocampus comes (tiger tail seahorse), 2512 nucleotides long. RefSeq names its product Nedd4 family interacting protein 2 (gene ndfip2). Gene Ontology annotation, molecular function: WW domain binding. Gene Ontology annotation, biological process: vacuolar transport; positive regulation of protein ubiquitination; ubiquitin-dependent protein catabolic process. Gene Ontology annotation, cellular component: perinuclear region of cytoplasm; endoplasmic reticulum; Golgi apparatus. The transcript is spliced from 8 exons. Bases 189 to 932 code for a protein of 247 amino acids. The record is from RefSeq and is a predicted model, not a curated record. NCBI's taxonomy places the organism in Eukaryota, Metazoa, Chordata, Actinopteri, Syngnathiformes, Syngnathidae.